AUGGGUCACGUGGAAUCGCCUUUAGGCCGUCAAUACCCUGAUACGCCCGGUCCUGUAAAUGGUCAUUUCGGUACCAUGGAGCAGAUUGAGACACAAGCAAGCGACUUGCGAUUCCUUGCCCAAGUACCGGUUCUAAAUCCAACCUCAAGUCCGUCUCUGGGCCCCGGCUCCGGCGCCGGAAGAGGUGGAACUCCUGCCCGAACCCCCGGAAGUGCCGUGGGAACAUCUGCAGGUGCUGCUAUUGCUUACGAUAAUCAAGCCAGCCCAAGUUCCGCCUCUGUCGGGGACAAUUCCGCCCACGGUGCGAGUGCCCCCAAUAACAAUAAGAGAAAGUCAACAGAUGAUGGCCAAGGCAAUGCUGGGAAACAGACGAGAAGUAAAAGAAACAGACAACGAAUGUGCGGCAACCUUAAUCUCGCCUGCCUUUAUGCCCCCAACUGCUGUUCUGGAAGCUUCAAAGAAUCGGACGAAUUCAAGCAGGUAACAGCACAGCUUGGUCGGCUCCAGGACGAAGUCGGCUGGUUGCACCAAACAGUCAAGACCAUGCAAUCCGAGCCCGCUCGUUUCCCUUCAGUCAGUGACCGAGCAAUGACCCAUAGCCAUGGUGCAUCGACGAUUGCUCCUUCACCCUCUCACAGCUCUGCCUCAUAUAACCGCCAUGACGGUUCAAAGUAUGGUUCUUUCCGAGGCCCUACAAGCAUGGCCUUUAGCUUGGAUGUUGCCAAUAACACCAUCAACAACAUGGGCUACAAGGGUAUCUCUGAUGACGACCAGCAUUUGAACGAAGGGCCGGGUGCCAUGUCCAUGCGCCCAAUGGAUCCCCUCCAUGAAUUUGACAAGGACGAGAUGGUUCGUCUUUGCCGUUUACACGAGGAAGAAAUAGGAAUUAUGUACCCGGUGCUAAACAUUCAAAGUGUUAUAUCCCACGCCAAGGGCAUGGCAACUUUUCUUGAAUCUGUUCGGCAGCAAAACCCCAGGGAACUCAUCAACGACGACAAGACUCUACAACUCAAGAUCAUCAUGUGCUGUGCCCUGGUAGUCGAAGAACAUGGGCAUAGCGACAAGGCAAUCCGGUUGUUCGAUAGUAUGGAAACAGUACUUAACCGAAAACUCAUGGCCGAAGCCGCAGAUGUUGGAACCAUACCGAUACUGGCCCUUGUUGCUGGCUACCGAUUCCUAUCCAACGACGAAGUUCUGGCGUGGCGCGUUAUGGGACAUGUUGCCAGAUUAUGCUUGGAGCUUGGCAUCAAUCAGAGAACAGGCCUGAUGCGGAUUCAGGACGAAGAGGAGCGAAAGAACGCCCUGGUCAGCUUUUGGUCAGCCUAUGUUCUCGAUCGAAGGUGGGCUUUUGCGACUGGCCUUCCUUUCGUCGUUCAAGACGAGGAAAUCGAUACACAGCUUCCGUUCCCUGAAGAGUAUCCAUAUCUCGUCGCCAUGAUCACAUAUUCCCGUAUAGGCGCAAAGGUGUGGCGACAGGUUGCUCAUUUCGGUCCGGUGCUUGCGCGCGACGUGCGGUCCGAGGAGCUAGAAAGUGUCGAUCAAGAGCUGCUACAGUGGUAUGAACAGAUCCCUGAAGAGGUCAAAGUUCGCAACUGGGACAAAGAGAAGCACAUUACGUCAACACCAUCAUAUAACCUCCAACGGUUGCGAAUUUGGACAUAUCUGCGCCUGAAUCAAAUGCGGAUCUGGCUUUAUACCCCUGUCCUACAUAGUGCCACAAGCAUCGUGGCACACCCUGUACAGUCAGAGCGUGUUGUCGACAUUGCCAAAGACACUAUCCGCUAUCUCAGCCAUUUGAACAACACAACAAACCUAUACAGGCGUGUACAGGUCUUCUACCACCAGUUCCUUACGUCAGCUAUCGCCGUCGUCUUCCUUGCUUCCGUUCACGCUCCGGUACGAUUCAGUGCGAAUUGCCGCGAGGAGUUUUAUAUGGCCCUGGAGCUGGUAAAGGAUCUCUCCGCCAAGAGCUGGGCCUCACAGCGGCUGUGGCGGACAAUUCGAUCGCUCAAAGACGUAGCACCCCGAUUUGGGUUGAACCCCGAGGAUGAUCCGCAGUCAACAGCUGCGUUGGGCAUGAUAGGGCUUGCGCGAGGUCACAUGGAUCAACAAACGUUCCGAAAACCCUCAAUACCAGGCCAACAAUCAUCAACAGCGACACCAGAUCCGUUGGCUCAGAACGGAUCCCGUAUCCAGGCCGAGAUGUCUCGCAUGUUUGAAGGGUAUGUGGGCUUGAAUGGCUUUCAAUACAACGAGAACGAUGGGCAAGGACAAGGCCCCAACAAUGAAGUAUCUCAGCCACCGAAUGGCAUGUUUGGAAUCGACAACACAGUCUUUCCACAAUUUAAGGAGAUGUAUUAG
Fusarium poae is the source of this 2361-nucleotide messenger RNA. RefSeq lists its product as uncharacterized. Gene Ontology annotation, molecular function: zinc ion binding; RNA polymerase II cis-regulatory region sequence-specific DNA binding; DNA-binding transcription factor activity, RNA polymerase II-specific. The record is from RefSeq and is a predicted model, not a curated record. The coding region runs from base 1 to 2361 and encodes 786 amino acids. Gene Ontology annotation, biological process: positive regulation of transcription from RNA polymerase II promoter by galactose; DNA-templated transcription. The transcript is spliced from 6 exons. NCBI's taxonomy places the organism in Eukaryota, Fungi, Ascomycota, Sordariomycetes, Hypocreales, Nectriaceae. Gene Ontology annotation, cellular component: nucleus.